Messenger RNA from Blepharisma stoltei, 515 nucleotides. Lineage: Eukaryota; Ciliophora; Heterotrichea; Heterotrichida; Blepharismidae. The record is from the annotation of a GenBank genome assembly.
AUGAUUAUAAUGGUGACUAUUAAUUUUCAGUUAAUUUUUUAUAUAAAUUUGAGCUUAAAAUUAUUGGAAAAAUUAAGGUAAAGCAGAAUAUUUAUGAUUUUUACAUAUUCAACAACAUAGGAAACUGCUUAUUUUACAUAGAACUUAGAGGGCAGCGGUCAGAAAACAAAAGAGAAAACAAGCAAAAGCUUAUGUUUGGGCUUAUCUACACCCUGAAGUCUUUUUGCCGCAAGUUUUCACCAGAGCCGAUAUCUGUGAGCCCAUUUACAAGCUAUGUGACUGAUUCUUAUAAGCUUCAUAUACUAGAAACCCAUAGCGGCCUGAAUUUUAUUAUGAUUACUGAUACAAAUGCUCCUGACCAAACCAGCUGUUUAAGCUAUAUUUACUCAAACUUAUUUUCCCCAUUUGUCUUGAGGAAUCCAUUUUACGAGCCGAAAAAGCCUAUUUCUUCAGCAGUUUUCAGACAAAAACUAUUAGAGCAUUUCGAUACCUUAGACAGCUCAAGAAAAGCAUAA